Molecule: messenger RNA, 1193 nt
Organism: Phalaenopsis equestris
Lineage: Eukaryota; Viridiplantae; Streptophyta; Magnoliopsida; Asparagales; Orchidaceae
Product: peroxidase 47
Exons: 4
Coding region: 140-1093 (317 amino acids)
Biological process (GO): hydrogen peroxide catabolic process; response to oxidative stress
Molecular function (GO): peroxidase activity; heme binding
Source: RefSeq, a predicted model, not a curated record
UACACACAUCUAAACCCUGUUCUUCUUCAUUUCCCAGCUCUGCAACUAUUAAAAGGCACAUCUUUCAGCUCCUAAACUCAAUUCUCCACAUCAAAAAUCUCAACUUUAUUUUACAUCUUCUUCACCAAACGCACCAGAAAUGAUUUCUUAUUUCAUCGCAGCUCUCUUUCUCAUAAUUCCGCUCAUAAGUUCUGCUACCAACGGCCUCUCCAUAGAUCACUACAUGUUCAGCUGUCCUUUCGCUGAAUCCAUGGUGAAAAACGCAGUCUUUCAAGCUCUAAAUAACGAUCCAACCUUAGCUGCCGCUCUUCUAAGAAUGCAUUUUCAUGACUGUUUCAUUCAAGGCUGUGAUGGAUCAGUUCUGAUUGACUCCACAGAAGACAACACUGCUGAGAAGGAUUCCCCUGCUAAUUUGAGCCUGAGAGGCUUCGAGGUGAUCGACGAUGCGAAGAAAUUGCUUGAAGAUUCGUGCCCAGGGAUAGUCUCUUGUGCAGACAUACUAGCCAUGGCAGCAAGAGAUUCAGUAUUUUUUGCUGGGGGAGCAGUAUAUGAUAUACCUAAAGGGAGGAAGGAUGGAAGAAGAUCUAGAAUUGAAGAUACUAUAAACUUGCCACAGCCAAGCUUCAACGCUUCUUCUCUCAUUAGAGUGUUUGGCCAACAUGGUUUCAGUGCGCAGGAGAUGGUGGCUUUAUCUGGUGGUCACACACUUGGGAUUGCAAGGUGCUCGUCCUUCAAAAACCGGCUCAGCAAAUUCGAUCCCACCCACGAAGUAGACCCGAGUUUGGAACCCAACUUCGCCAAAUCCCUAUCACUGAGGUGUCUAGCAGGUGACAACGUACCGGUGCCCUUCGAUGACACUCCUAACAUUUUUGACAACGAUUACUUCGCCAGCGUUCAGAGAGGAACCGGGCUUCUAUUCUCAGACCAGGCCCUGUUUAGCAGCCCAAGAACUCGAGACCUGGUCAGCUUAUACGGGUCGAACCGGGCUCUAUUCUUGUUCGACUUUCAGCGGGCCAUCAUCAAAAUGGGCGUGCUUGAGGUGAAAGAAGAGGGUGAGGGAGAGGUUAGGCUGAAUUGCCGCCGGAUUAAUUAAUUGAUUCCCAUCACUUAAUCAGAGUGUUUUUAUUAAUCCUAUGCUAUAGUUACGGUUUAACAAGUUUUAUAUAGAUAAUGAAGAGGUUUUAAGUGAUACG